Fundulus heteroclitus (mummichog) is the source of this 1779-nucleotide messenger RNA. It is a transcript of the gene ercc8, whose product is annotated as excision repair cross-complementation group 8. Gene Ontology annotation, molecular function: protein binding. Gene Ontology annotation, biological process: protein polyubiquitination; proteasome-mediated ubiquitin-dependent protein catabolic process; transcription-coupled nucleotide-excision repair. The transcript is spliced from 12 exons. Gene Ontology annotation, cellular component: Cul4A-RING E3 ubiquitin ligase complex; nucleotide-excision repair complex. The record is from RefSeq and is a predicted model, not a curated record. NCBI's taxonomy places the organism in Eukaryota, Metazoa, Chordata, Actinopteri, Cyprinodontiformes, Fundulidae. The coding region runs from base 310 to 1515 and encodes 401 amino acids.
UCACAGCAACUAUUGUUAUGCGUCACUAACCAAGAUGGCGGCUCAUUAUUUGGGACCUACGGGAAGCUAGUUACUAUCCGUUCCAAAAUAAUAAACAUUAGCACAAAAAUUGAGUUUUGAAAAACACGCAGCGUGGUUUUACGUAUAUUGCGUUAUAAUAACACGCUUUAUAUAAUCGGUAAACAUCCCGCAUGGCGUAACAACUCACUUCGGUUUAGGCAACAGGCUAGCCUUUAAGCUAGUUCUGCCGCCGCUGAUGCAAAUAAAAUAGUUAUUACUUUUAGGACCGGGUUUCUUCAAGCUGAAGCGAUGUUGGGUCUCUUGUCAGCAAGGCAGGCUGGUCUCGAUGACCCUUUGCGACUUAGACGCGCAGAGUCAACGAGAAGAGUCCUCAGUCUGAAGUUAAAUCCUGACAGAGAUGUGGAGCGAAUCCACGGAAACGGGAUCAAUGCCAUUGACAUUGACGCAGCUGAAGGCAGAUAUAUGUUGUCUGGAGGCGCAGACGGCGUUAUUGUCAUCUAUGACCUGGAGAACCACAGCGGGAAACAACAGUACACCUGCAAGGCGGUCCGGACUGUUGGAAGGUCAAGUCGACAUGUCCACAGAUUCAGUGUGGAGUCAGUCCAGUGGUAUCCUUAUGACACAGGGAUGUUUGUCUCCAGUUCCUUUGACAAGACCAUGAAAGUGUGGGACACAGAGACCUUAAAGCCUGCUGAAGUGUUUGAGUUUGAGGGCAACGUCUACAGUCACCACCUGUCGCCCAUCGCCAGGAAGCACAGUCUUAUCGCAGUUGGGACCAAAAACCCUAAAAUCCAACUUUGUGACCUGAAGUCUGGUUCACGGAUCCACGUUCUCCAGGGUCACCGGGCAGAGGUGCUGUCAGUGCGAUGGUCGCCAAGAUACGAGUACAUCUUGGCCACCGCCAGUGCAGACAGCAAGGUGAACGUUUGGGAUGUGCGGCGAGCUUCAGGUAGCCUUUUCACUUUGGAUCAGCACAAUGGAGAGAAGUCGAAAGCCUCUUCCCAGGCCGUAAACACAGCCCAUAACGGCAGAGUGAAUGGCCUUUGCUUCACGUCUGAUGGCCUCUUCCUCCUCACCACUGGCACAGAUGACCGCAUGAGACUAUGGAAUAGCGCCAAUGGGGAAAAUACACUGGUAAAUUACGGGAAGGUCUGCAACGAGAGUCGGAAGCGGCUGCAGUUCACCGUGUCUCGCGGCUGCAGCCCCGAGUUUGUGUUUGUGCCGUGCGGCAGCUCGGUGGCGGUGUACGCGCUCCACACAGGAAAACUGGUCACCAUGCUCAGGGGUCACUACAACAACGUGGACUGCUGCGAGUUCCACCCAGACUACCAGGAGGUGUACAGCGGAGGUAAAGACGGCAACCUGCUGGCGUGGGUUCCUGUGGUCCGCACCGCAGAUGUGGAAGAAGAGUCAAAUGGGAUAAAUAAGGGCGCUGCUAGCCUUCCUGCUGGGAACCCUGCCUUUCAAGACAACUGGAGCAGCGACGAAGAUUGAUACAGAGGAUCGGAAUGUGUGGACGGACUAAUAAGCGUACACAACAAACAGGGAUCCAUUACACUCAAUUAAAAGCUGACUAGUGUAAGCAAUUACUCUGUUUUUGGGUUUACAUAAACCGCAGCUAUCAGAUCUUUGAUAGCAGAGAUGACGGCCUUAACGCAAUAGAUGACCAUGUAAAUAAUCGUUUGUUGGUUUCAGAGAAAAAUAAUCACUGUUUUCUACCUCUAUCUACAUCAAUAAAAUAUAUCAAGUAAUAUUUUA